AUGAAAUAUAUUUUAACAUCCCUAAUCUUAGCAUUAGGGCUCGCUUUCGCUUCCAUUAAAACCGCGAGUGCAGCUGGUGCUGCAGAUUAUUAUGUAUACUCUUUACCUGGUCUUCCUGACAAUGCAAAUGUCAAAUCGCACGCCGGCAUGGACGGUUUAUUUCUCGAAAAUGGUCCAUGGAGAAUGAAUAGUGAUCAAUCACUAAGAAUUAUUGAUGGUUCAUGGAUCGAAUUUGCUAAUGUACUUUAUGUUGAUCAGCCGGUUGGCACUGGUUUUAGUUAUGUAAAUUCCACGGGUUAUUUAACAAAUGUAUCGCAGGUUCCCGGGGAAUUUUUGAUUUUUCUUGAUAAAUUUUUUGAUAUAUUUCCAGAAUUCAGCAAGGAUGAUAUUUAUAUUGCUGGAGAGAGUUUUGCGGGAACUUUUAUACCUUACAUAGCCACUGAAAUUUUGAAACGAAACAAUGAAGUAGGCACAUUCGUAAACCAUUACAAUCUCAAAGGCAUAGCAAUUGGAAACGGAUGGAUUGAUCCUAUUCCACAGAAAGCUGCUGAGAAUCAGCUUGCAAGUUGCGUGGCAGCUGAAAAUAAGAGUCUUACUAUUCAUAACGACUUCGUUGGAAAUAAAGUGACAUGUGUAAAUCAAUAUGAUAUUCGAGAUUAUAAAGAUUCAUAUCCUUCUUGUGGACUUGGAUGGCCUUAUGAGCUCCCAACUAUUUAUAAAUAUUUAGCGAGAGAUGAUGUUGUAAAGGCCAUUCAUGCUGAGCACAAAAGUGGGGAUUGGGUAGAGUGUAGUUCGACAGUAGGUCGUGGUUUUACCAAUGAUCCAAGCCCACCUUCUAUUACGUUAUUGCCAUCUAUUUUAAAACAAAUCAAUGUUUUAUUUGGUGAUCAAGAUCUCAUUUGUAACCUAGAAGGUACCGAAGCUAUGAUUAAAGAAUUAGAAUGGAACGAAGCAAAAGGGUUUCAGAAUUCUACUACAACACCUAUGUCCUUUAACAAUACUGUUUAUGGGCAUAUGAUAUCAGAACGAAAUCUUACAUAUGUAGUUCUCUACAAUGCCAGUCAUAUGGCACCUUACGACAUACCAUUAGAAAGCAUGGAUAUGAUGUAUCGAUUUAUGGGAAUUAACUUUGAAUCUACUGUAACUUCGGGCACACCAGUACCUCCAAGCACUAAAAUUUUAAACGAUGACAAUCAUAUUAAUUCUAUUAAAUUUAAUGAAUAUAGUGGAACCAUUACGCUCAUAAUUGUUAUUUGCGGUGUUGUUUCCCUAGCAGCCUUUGUAUACCGCGGAAAAUUGAAACGUAAAAAGAGCAUUAGUCAAACAAUGAAAGCUGUCGUUGAGAGUUCAAAUAAUGAAAUGGAUGAGUUGGUAAUAGAAACACCUCUAUUUCAGUCAGAUAAUGUUGAUCAUUUUGGAGAUAGUGAAGACGAGGAUAAUGGUCAUGGACAAAUUGUUGAAUCAAGUAUACGCAACAAUCAAGAUAGAUAUGUUGAUGAUGAACAAGAUAGAUAUGUUGAUGAUGAAAAACAUGUUAGAUAUGUUGACAAUAAAGAAGAUUACGAUAGGGGGAAAUGA
This is a messenger RNA of Racocetra persica, 1578 nucleotides long. The record is from the annotation of a GenBank genome assembly. NCBI's taxonomy places the organism in Eukaryota, Fungi, Glomeromycota, Glomeromycetes, Diversisporales, Gigasporaceae.